CAGCAAAAUAUCUCUCCAUAAAUCCGAGCAUGAUGCGGUCUCUGGCGGCGGCUUGUAUUUGCGCUUCCCGGAAAUUUUCGUCCAUCCGGUCCAUCCUGUCUAACAUUACUUGAAAUGAGGACAAGAGUUCUAGCAAGAUAGUACCCUGGACCGUUGGUGCUGGCGCUGCUUGGGCCGAUUCUGGUUGUGCUCUCAAUAGGCGUGAGAGAUCAUCGAGCCUAGUCUGACCACGUCGGGUCACCAUCCCGGGUUUCUGGGCAGUAAUUUUGGCUCUUAUCCUGGGGGUUUCGUUAACAGCUAGGGGCGCCUGGGCUAUCGUUAGUUUCCUCAACAGGACAGGAAUAAACUUGGUUACUGACCCUAAUUACCAGAGAUAGUUGUCGCUCCCGGUCGGGGAGUCUAUUAAACUCAUCGAUCAUGGAUUGAAAGGAGUCCUGACUAUCCACCGCCACCGGGUUCUGGGCAGUAGAUUGUGGAAGGACGUAGGUUAAUGAAUCUGACGUACCAAGCCAGUGGGUAACAAGGCUCGAGAGAAAUUUCCAGUUCAUAUAGCCCAUGGCGCUUGCUACGACUGCAGUGAUGGGACCGGCUAUGACAUUAUUUCCAUCGCCAUCGUAUCUGGUUGCGGUUAUCCUGGCAGUGUGAGUUGCGGCCUAUGCACCAUUGGGCGAUAUAGGGUUAGCCAAGAGCAAAUUCUUUCGGGAUAUGAUGGAGGGGCAAGACAUGCCUGAUCUGUGCUAUCGACUGCGAGGCUUCGGCGGACAACCACACGUAUUGCGGGAAAUCUGUUUUCGGCUGCUGAGUAAAAAAGCGUUCCGAAGUCCUCAUGGGUUCGAAGGAUUGUCUCAGGCCCGGGGGUGAACCUUGCAUCUCCGAUAUUUGCAUAACCUGCGAACACUUGGUCAGCCGGGAAAGGCUCCGCGUUCAGCAUGAAGGUCUCCCAAUCGCGGGUAGGCUCCUGGGGUCGCUCGUAUACGAAGCCUUCUGUACUGAAUCGCAUAACUGUCGUCCAAGUCAUCGGUUGUUCGAUAGCAAUAUACCCCUGUCUGUGGUCAACCUGUAG
Messenger RNA from Tuber melanosporum (Perigord truffle), 1063 nucleotides. RefSeq lists its product as uncharacterized. The record is from RefSeq and is a predicted model, not a curated record. The transcript has a single exon. The coding region runs from base 827 to 1063 and encodes 78 amino acids. NCBI's taxonomy places the organism in Eukaryota, Fungi, Ascomycota, Pezizomycetes, Pezizales, Tuberaceae.